UGUUUGUUGUUGCAAUAGGGGAGAAGUCGUUCCUGUGUGACCUCUGCGGAUUUGCUGGUGGAACACGCCACGCUCUCACCAAACACAGGCGACAGCACACAGGUGAAAAGCCAUUCAAAUGUGACCAGUGCAACUUCGCUUCCACAACACAAUCUCAUCUGACUCGUCACAGACGUGUCCACACAGGAGAGAAACCUUAUAAGUGUCCUUGGUGUGAUUACAGGUCAAACUGUGCUGAGAACAUCCGCAAGCAUAUCCUACACACUGGCAAACAUGAGGGAGUACAAAUGUACAACUGCCCAAAGUGUGAGUAUGGAACCAAUACUCCAUUGGAAUUUCGCAAUCAUCUCAAGGAGCAUCAUCCAGAUAUUGAGAAUCCAGAUCUGGCAUAUUUGCAUGCAGGGAUAGUUUCCAAGGCGUAUGAAUGUAGACUUAAGGGCCAAGGAGCACAGUUUGUUGAAACGGCUGUUCCAGUCAAUCCACCUCGAGUAGUUUCUACUGAAAUCACAGGUGAUCCACUUGGCAGCUGCAUUGAACAGCAGGAAUCAGCUGAGUCCAUUGGGCAAGUGUUUAUAAUUCAAGGCUACCAAGUUGGAUGUGGUGAGGAGAUUUCCAUUGAUGCUUCAGUUGAAGCUACUGCAGCGGCAACUCUCCAGACUAUGGCAAUGGUGGGUCAAAUGACUCAGGUGGCGAAAGUGAUGCAUAUCACUGAAGAUGGCCAAAUCAUUGACACAACUCAGGACACCGCCCAUGUGGGCAACAUCGUUCCUGGGCAGACUCUCACAAAACAGCCGAUAUCAGGAGCCACCCAGCUUGCAGCAGGAAAGGAGCCAACUGAACAAGGGAGUGCUACAGAAGCGGCCAUUGCCAUGGAAACCCUGGCAGAUUCCGAUCAUGUUGAACAAGUAGUGACACAAGAGGAGGCGAAAAUGCCCACAUCGGAGAGGCCCUCAGCACUGGUUGCACUUCUGUGUGCCGUCACAGAAGUGGGUGCAGUAGAGGCAAGAUCAGCUGAGCAGGAAGGGAGUGAGUCUACACAAGAGGGGUCUUACUCAGUGAACUCUGCCAUCGAGAAGGUCAUUUUAACCCAAAAAGAAUCAGUGUACGAAGGAACAGAGACAUUCCACAAAGACCAAACUGUCCAAGAAACUACCGAAGCUGAGGGAACUGUGUCAAACAUUGAGCAGCAAAUAUCUGUGACUACCACACAAGAAGAAUCCCAAGUUGCUUUCAGUGAUGUGGUACAGGAGGUAUUACAGUUCACAAUGUGUGAUAUGAGGACAACAAACCAUGUUGUGAAAGAUGGCAUUGCUCGUGUCAUAGUUGCUAAGGAAGGGACCACACAUGUGGUUGAGGGGACAUCCCAGAUCAUACUACAAGAAGGCGAAGAACAAACUAUAACUACCAAUGGACAUCCAAUGCGUCUGGUAGAUUCAUCUGGUGAAAUAUCACAGAUAAUAAUUACGGAGGAAGUACUACAAGCCAUGGUUCAAGAGACCACAGGUCAUUUGUCUGAAGAAGCAACUCAUGUGAUUGUGACAGAGGUACCGCACAGCGUUGUGAAUGGCAAUCACUCAAGGGCAGUAACUGAAGUUUAUCCACAGCACAUGAUGGAGCUGGUGAAUGAGGACAUGUCAUCAUCCAGUCAUCCAGUGGCAACAGUUGCCUUGGCAGAGUGUUACACUGAGGACAGGUCAGAAGUAGUUAUGAUUGAACUGCCAGCUAAAGAAGAACAAGAAAUGGAAAUUGGUGGAAUCCAAGAAGCAUGACAUUAGUUGGGUAGGAAGCUGUAUCACAAGACACCCAUGGCUGAUAUUCCGUCAGAUGUACUAUUCAAAGCAUGACAUACUCAGUAUGGCACAUGCAUUCCAUGCGUCUGCUCGUAUGUCUGUGUUUGGGAAUCUAAUUGCUUACGAAGCAAUGAGUGGGAGUACAGAGCCAUGACCUAAUGGAGUGAGAGCCAGCUGGUCACAUUGACUUCACUGAACAAAGGAAUUUUAAUAAUUUUGCUGCCCAUAACUGUAUUGUCCAAGUUAAUUUAAUGCAUCCAUUUAUACUAUCCAUUUAUGGUUUUGAAAGCAAUAUAGUGAAGUUUUACAUUGGUCUGUAUGUUGGUGUAUACCCCCAUUUCUAUUGCACAAAAUUGCUUAUUUCAGUUGUGACAGUAAAGGGGUGUAGUAGAACACUGACACAUGUUCAAGAACAAUUUGAAUAGGUGUUUUCAGGGGGGGUUCACCUCAAUCUCAGGGAGUGAUCAGGGGAACCACAAAGUGGGGGAAGAAACAUAGCCCGAAAUUAGACUGGAUGACCCGGUAAAUUUCCCUUUGUUUCCUGACCUUAGCACUAAAGCCUGAGGGUCCCAUAGCUGAAUUGUGUUAAUGAACAAAGCUGAAAGUGUAGAACGUCACUUUAUAUCAGUAAUGUCAAGAAGCAAGGUGAAAGCCAGCCAGAUGGCAAAAGGCUCAGGAUGGAAUGGGAGGUUGGGGGUGGGGAUAAGUGGGUGGCAGUUGUACUGUGUGCAUUUUUCCUAACUUUGUUUUAAAUUCUAUCAACAGAGAAAUUAAAUGAAUUCAGGCACAUUGCAUAUAUUCAACCACCAUGAAAUUCUGGAUGUUGUUAGCUGUUUAUUUUUAUUGUUGAAAUGCUGAUUUCCCCAGACUUAGAAAUUCAGAAGCAUGCAUUGAACUUGCUGCGUGUUUUCUUUUGCUUUUUCUUUUUGGGGAGUGGGAGGUAAUAUCAAAAGGUGAUAUGAUUUGAAAUUUAAAAAACUAAGUUUUACUCAGCUCAGGUGGUCUGUUUAACUGUAUAACAAACGCAAUAUAAUAUAAUAAUGUACAAUUUUAUGUUUGACAAUCAUUAACAUGGCUUUAAAGGAAAAGUUUCUCUGUUUUUCUUUUUGUUAACUGCUUGUAUCAAUAAAUUGUUCUGGUUUAAAAAAAA
Molecule: messenger RNA, 2940 nt
Organism: Rhincodon typus (whale shark)
Lineage: Eukaryota; Metazoa; Chordata; Chondrichthyes; Orectolobiformes; Rhincodontidae
Product: zinc finger protein 407
Exons: 4
Coding region: 288-1769 (493 amino acids)
Source: RefSeq, a predicted model, not a curated record